Molecule: messenger RNA, 1146 nt
Organism: Cylindrotheca closterium
Lineage: Eukaryota; Bacillariophyta; Bacillariophyceae; Bacillariales; Bacillariaceae
Source: the annotation of a GenBank genome assembly
AUGAGUUGUCUCCAGCUGCUUUCGAUAAGCAUAUUGUGCCUUACAGCGACUGGUGCAUUCCACUUCGACAACAUCCAACUGGAUAGGAUUCAAAUAUCAGCGGGGAGACAACAGAGCCACGAACUACACAGCUUUUCCUACAGCAAAGGAGCCGAUAUUUGGCCACCUACCAAUGAAGAUGCAGUUCGACUUGCGGAUACGUUUCCCAAUGGCCAGAUCCCCUACUCCGCGGUCGUGAUGAUUGAACAGCAAGAUAUGACAGCGGCUCACCAAGCCGUCGAAGAAUCCAUCAAUGGCACCUUGGCACCAGUGACCACCACAUCGGGCAACUAUCGCCGCGGCCUGAAAAAGAAAUUGGUUCCCAGGAGCAUCCAGCGAAUCUUGAGACGAGCCGCUGCGAAAGAAGAAGUCGACUCUGAAGGCGAGAUCAUGGGUUUGGAUCGAACGCCGAUAGCUGUGGCAUUGGCGUUACUGAUCCGAGGUUUGGUUCGUCCCCUGGAUAUUGGACUUGUGGCUUGUUUCACCACGUACUUGAUCAUGCUGGGGAUGGUAGCCCGUUCCCCCCGACAGAAUGGCAUGGCUCCAAUGGUCCCAGCUAUUCCUCCCCAAGGACACGUUCCGUUCCUAGUUUCUAAUCCGAUGGGCAUGAGUUCUCUGCAUUCGCGAAAGUAUGACAUGUGGCUCAAAGUCGGGGUACUAGUUGGCUUGGUUGGCCCAGUAUUCUAUCUGUUGCGUUCGGCGAUAAGCGCUGAUUCGAUCAAUGCUAUGAUAAUCGCUGGUCCCUGUGCUCGGUCGACCUUCCUUCUAUGUGCACAGGCCAUUAGUGAGUCUGUGGCCCGGAGAGUAAUGGCACCGCUGCCCUUGAGAAUUCUGACGCCCAUUCUCUACAACACUGCACGAUUAGGUUUCGUGUGGCAUUGGAUGGCAACUUCCUUUGCCUCUUCCGCCAACCUAGCGAAUCGUUCUUUAGCUAUUGCUAAUGGCGUUUAUUGGUUUUCCAAUCUGUUCUUUUUUUUGCUCCCCGUGGCGACUAUGCGGUACAUGAGAGCUCACUUCCUUAGCGUGGAAGCCUCUGAAGUGAAAAUGAGGAUAGGUAUGGAAGAGUCGAUAGGACUGGUCCCAAAUCAACUGCAUCCAGGAGACUGA